Messenger RNA from Capsicum annuum, 1856 nucleotides. Its product is annotated as zeatin O-glucosyltransferase-like. Gene Ontology annotation, molecular function: UDP-glycosyltransferase activity. The coding region runs from base 263 to 1741 and encodes 492 amino acids. The transcript has a single exon. The record is from RefSeq and is a predicted model, not a curated record. Lineage: Eukaryota; Viridiplantae; Streptophyta; Magnoliopsida; Solanales; Solanaceae.
GUAACUCUUGUUUUUCAUAUUAUCAUCGUCUGUUGUUUAUUUUGUUUUCGAUUAUCACACUAUUAUGUCACUGUUCUUGUUACUUUUUUGUAGGAAUUGUUCGGCUUCCCUUAGUAGUUGCUAUGUUUUCUUCACUGUUUCCUUCUUCUUCGUACUUGGAUCUGCUGCACUUGUGAAAUUUCACCGGAUAUGUUGUUGUCGUCGUCGUUGUCAUUAUAAAUGUUAAUCAAAAGAGUGGGACAUGCAUUGAUGUUUUUCUCAAAUGCGUGUAUUGCAUGUUGUAUAUUUUAAUGUUAUUUACUUGUUGAUAAUAAAGAAGUAUGAAACAAAUACUUCAUUCCACAGUAAUCACCAAACUCAUUUUUCUCAUCUUGUUCCAAUGGCUACUACCAACUCAUCAGACAAUGAAGUGAUUGUGGCCAUAGUGCCAUUGCCGGAUUACAGCCAUGUGAAUCAGUUCUUUGUUCUUGCUCGCUUCAUCGCGUCCCAUAAUAUACCAGUAUACUAUCUCUCCGUUGCUGAUAUAAACCAAGAUUUGAAACUCCGCUUCCAUGGUGGUCUCGGAGCCUCAAACAUCCAUUUCGAGGACCUCUUAGUAAAAGAUGAUGAUCCAGCUGGCCGCGAUCCGGUUCUUAUGUCUCUGGAAAAACUCAGGGAGCCCGUUCUUAAAACAUGCUUUGAACUCACCACCAAUGCAAAGAGGUUAGUCGUAAUUCAUGACAAUAUAAUGACCCAACAUAUAUGGGAAGUACAUACAUUCCCGAAUGUCAAGGGUUAUAUCUUCCAUUGCGGGUCGGCUUUUAACAGAUAUCACUUUGUCCAACAAGGUAUUCCUGAUAUAGUUGACGAUGAUCAUGUCAAACUGGUCGAGCAAAUGCACGAUGAGCUUCUAUUUCUAGAUCCGCAUGGGAAAUUGUUGGUUAGAACGGAACAUGAGAUGGAGUUCCACUCGGGAGAAGUCAUAAACUCGUGUAAAGAAGUGGAAGGUAAGUACAUAGAUUUACUUGCCAAAGGAAAACGCAAGCCGUCUUUGGCUUUUGGUCCAUUUCAUAUGUUGGUAGAAUCACACGACUCUAUCUCUUCUUCGUCUAGCAACAUGACUCGUCAUGAAUGCCUGGAGUUUCUUGACAAGCAAGAUACUAGCUCAGUCAUAUUCGUCUCGUUUGGAUCGACCACUACAUUAUCACAAGAGCAAGUCAAUGAGCUCGCUCUGGGUUUAGAACAAAGCAACCAUAGAUUUAUUUGGGUACUAAGAAAAGGAUCUGACGAUAAGGAGAAACUUAGAGAGAAAGACGAAAAUAUUGAUCAACUACCAGAAGGGUUUGAAAAGAGAGUAGAAGGGAGAGGAAUGGUGGUAAAUUGGGCACCACAGUUAGAAAUCUUGAGUCAUCCAUCUACCGGUGGUUUUUUGAGUCACUGUGGGUGGAAUUCUUGUCUAGAGAGCAUUAGCAUGGGAGUGCCUCUAGCAACUUGGCCAAUCAGUUUCGAGCAGCCAUCUAACGCUGUACUUCUAACAAAUGUGCUGAAGAUUGGAAUAUCUGUCAAGAGUUGGGCUCACCGUGAGGAAUUGGUAACAGCAUCAACCAUUGAGAAAGCUGUGAAGACGUUGAUGGGCACGGAAGAAGGGGAAGAGAUGCGGCAAAGGGCAAUGGAAUUGAGCAAAAGGAUCAAGAGCUCUGUCAGCGACGGAGGACCUGCACGCAAGGAAAUGGAAUCUUUCAUUUCAAAUAUUAUCAAAUAACUUCCUGUUUGUGUGUGUGUGUGUUUAAAGUCACUUAAUUGUAAUUCAAUGCCACUUCACAAAAUAGUUUGUUCUAUACAUAUAUAUAUCUUGGAGGUAGACUCAAGUUGAUCAA